AGUUGGUUAUAAGUGACUGGAAUCUGCUGCUGACUCACAGUUUGAGAGACUCUCACUCUGUUGGACUCUUUUUAGAUUUCAGAAGAUAUUUCACCCGUUGCUCAUCAUGUCAACAACUAGCCACAACUUCUUCGGAGACAGGAACGAAGUGCCAGAUCUGCUCAAAUCCUUGGUUGAAUAUCCCUUCUGCUUUGCUGACUUUGUGGACACCGAAAUAGAGAAGGAGAAGCUGUGCUCCGUUGAGGAUGUGGAUGGAGGCGGGGCAGGAGCAGCCAGUGCUGGAGGAGGAGGAGGAGGAGGAGGAGGAAGAGGAGGAGGAGGAGAAGGCAGCGGUUGUUGCAGGUGCUGGUGGAGGUGUUUCAGCUUCCUUAACCCCUGCCAUUUGGGACAAGACCAUUCCCUACGAUGGGGAGACCUUCCACCUGGAGUACAUGGACCUGGACGAGUUCCUCCUGGAGAACGGGAUCCCUGCCACGCUGGAGGAGGAGGAGCUGCAGAAGACUUUAGCCUCCGUGGGAAUCAAAGCCAAAUUCCUCCCCAAGGUUACUCCUUCAGCUUCUACUACUACGACCACGACUCCUGCCGUCGCCCCCGUCCCCGCCUCGGCGUCUUCCCCCUCGGCCUCCGCCACCUCGACCGUCACCUCAGAGCCAGAGGAGCCGGUGACGGUCACUACGCUACUACCGGCAAAGAUAGAAGAAGAAGAAGAAGAAGAAGAAGAGGAAGAAGAAGAAGAAGAGGAUGAGGAGGAGGAGGAGGAGGAGGAGGAAGGGGAAGAGGAAGGACCAGAGGAGGAGACGUUGUGUCAGGAAGUGAAAGUGGAAGUGAAAGAGAAAAAAACAGAGCGCCGCACCCCCUCCCCCGUGGACCCCGAAGCCAUCGAGGUGGACAUUAACUUCCAGCCGGACCCCACGGACCUGGUUCUGUCCAGCGUGCCGGGGGGGGAGCUGUUCAACCCGCGCAAACACAAGUUCUCCGAAGAGGAGCUGAAGCCCCAGCCCAUGAUCAAGAAGGCCAAGAAAGUGUUUGUUCCCAACGAGCAGAAGGAUGACAGAUACUGGUCCAGGAGGAAGAAGAACAACGUGGCGGCGAAGCGUUCCCGUGACGCGCGGCGGCUGAAGGAGAACCAGAUCACGGUGCGCGCCUCCUUCCUGGAGCGGGAGAACGCGGCGCUGCGGCAGCAAGUGUCCGAGCUGCGGAAAGACUGCGGACGAUGCAAGACCAUGCUGACCCGAUACGAGGCCAAGUACGGCCCGCUGUAAACAACUCAUUAACACCAAAAACAUGAAUGUAUCAAUGAGACAAAAAGCAGAACUCCCUUCCCCGCAGAAUUCAACACGGACACCAACCACCAAGGGAAUCUAAAUUUGCAUCUUCGCCGACCUCCAGUCCAUGUGUCGAGCUCCGGGUGUGUUUUCCCGACGCGAGGUCCGGAGUUUCAGACACACACUGGCAGGCGGCGAGGCUUCGUGAUGGAGCGGGGGCCGCAGGAGGGCCUGUGGAAGAGCGCCUGGCUCCUACACACUCAGAGAGGAAGAUUGAGGACACUCCCGUGGUCAAACACACAGAAAAGUCAGGAAAUCUGAGCAAAGCGGUACAAAUGAAUCACAAAUCAGUUUUUUUACAACUGCACAGCACUUAUUCUUCUUAGUGGACCAAAGCAUGUCAGUUUAGAAGUCCUGUGUUUAGUGUGGUGCACACUUUGCCGUCCCUCAAGUUUCCUCGUGUUGCACUCGUGUUUGUGUCGUGUCUGUACUUCCUUUUAAACACUCUAGCUAAGACGACAGGAGCAGAUGAUGAAGGAGCAGGAGAAAGAAUCAGGUACUUCCAGAGGGAGGAAGCAGAAAGGAGGAGAACAUGAGUGAUUCACUCACAGUUCUUCCACAUCAACACAAAAUCUCUUUGUGUAUGUAGUCGUGUCCCCGGGCCACAGUGUUUAAAUCUACCGUAUAACACCAUGGGAGACACAUAGAUUUUUUAUUCGGGGGAAAAACAUGCAUGCCCUACAAUUUAAAGCUACUGUGAUGUGGUUUCCUUUUUCUACUGACCUCAGAUCAGCUUCCAGAGACUUCACAGGAUAAGACAGGUUUCCUUUGAAAAGAAGAUUAUAGAAAGAGAGAUGUAUUUCUUGUAGGUUAAAGGCAUAAUCUGAUGGGCCCUCACCAGUGGGGGGGGUAUGCUCAUGCGUAGGAGAGUUUAUUUUACUGCACACUGCAGGUAGAGGGCGCUAGAGCCUCCGCCUGUCUGGUCUAAUGUAGUGACAGCUGGAUUUUAUUUUUUUAAAGAUUUAACCAAGCCCAAAGUCGACUGCUUCGAAAACAAACCUUUGUAAAUAUGGUUCUUUAUUUACUGAGAUUCUGUCUCUAUAAGCUCGAUAUUAUUCCUAUAUUUGCCAAAUGAGUGCUGUAUUUAUUCUGAUGGUAAUAAUGCAUCUGUUGAUUUUGAUGUAUAACAUGUCAGAUCAUUUCCUUUGAGGAACAAUACUUCUAUAAUGAAACCAUUGCAGGGAAAUCAAAGGGUAAACUGUGCUUUUGGAUGUUUGAACAGAUGUAUAGUUUUAUUGGUUUUGUUUUGUUUCUAUAUAUAUAUAUAUAUACAUUCAGCAUGUGUCUGAUCACAGAGAAAAGACACUCUUAUUUACCUCAUCCAACACUUCCUAUUUUAAACGAUAUAACGUUUAGCAGGGUUGGAAGCAGAAAGCACAUAAAGCAGCUUAUUUCCAUUUGGCAGAACUCCGAGUGGAUGCGUUGGGUUGCUGAAUUUCUAAAUUAUUGAAUAGAUUUCAGACUGUUAUGGGACUCGAUAGCUCAAAUGUCUUUGGCUGAUGCACAUUUCGUGCUCGGUUUGGCUUGUGCUCAUAAUCGGCGUAAUAAUCUUGGAAAGAAAAAAAAAUGUGGCAAUAAUACUCUGUUAUGUAAUGCUCGUUUUAUUUCAGUGAUGUAUGUAAACGUAUUAUGAUGUACUGAAUAGACAUGCCCCAAAGUCAUUUGUGCUUCCAGUUUAGAUCUGUAGUCCAGGAUCCUAAUGCAUGAAACCCAGUGACCUGUCUUUGUUAUUCCACUGAAUAUUUCACACAAAGUGUACUUAUGUCUGUAAACCAUCACUGAAAACUCCAUAUGUUUUUGGAUGGGUACGUUGAUGGUCUAUUGUACAGUUCUGUCAGAAGUUUGCUAUGAUCUCUUGUGUUUACGACUUGCAUAGCGCCACCUAUCCUCAUGCAGCAGUGCUUGACCUUGGGGCGAACAUCAGCAGAAAACAUCUUUUGAUCACUGUGUGGAUUGUUUUCUAUUAACUAAACAUGGAUCUAUAUCUAGAUACACUGGGUCGGCUUUUGAUUUUGUGUGUUCUUGUUUCCUGAUGAUUUCGUGACAUUUCUUAGCAACGUGUUUAUGUUGCUUUGACUGCAUUUUAUACAUCAAUGUAGUUGAUGAAUGCAACCGUUAAGUUAUGUUUAAAAUGUUCUACAACAGCAGCCAGGCUGAUAAAAGAGCGGUGCAGUGAUGACGUAUAUUUGUAGGCUGACCCUGAAGUUAGCAUCGCAACGGCUCCCUCGACAAAAAGCCAAUGGGAUUUUUUCAUUGGAUUUCGGAAAAUAAGAUCUGUGGUAAAUGUUUAUGAUUAAGACGUUUGGUUUAGCAGGAAAAUCUCCACAUAUUAAUACCAUUUUUUAGGAAUAAAUGCAAUCCCCAGAAGUAAAAAUGAUAAGGAACUUCCCGUCACCACUGCUAAGCUAAAGGCGGCUAAUGUUCGGUGUGAUGUUUAGUAGUCUGAUUUAGUCACUUGUUAGCAACCGUUGUUUUUAUAGAAGCUUCAGACAUUCAGCAGUGAUGUAUUUACUGACGAAAACAUUUGUAAAUCUCUUUAUCUUGUGUUAAUCACAGAUCUUAUUCCAGGCAAAAACAUAUUUAUGAAACCAUUGUCUUGGAGACGAGGGAACAAGAUGUAGUAAAAUGUCCUGGUAUAAAGCCACAUUCCGCAGGGGCGGACUGGGACUAAAAAUCAGCCCGGGACUCUCGACCGGCCCACUUCGGUCUGCUAGUUUCCUAUAUACCGCUAAUAAAUUGACAACGGGGGGUGCUAGUGACUGACUUAUCCGACCAGCCCCAUUGCAUGCAAGUAAAUACCGCUAGUAAAUUGUCAACGAGGGGGGGGGGUGCUAGUUACUUAUCCGACCGGCCCAUCGGGAUUCGUGCCGAACGUCCCGAUGGGCAGUCAGCCACUGGGUACAGGCCAAGAGAUUAUUUUAGAAGACACAAAUACGGAUUCUUUAAGUACUGGAUACAGUAUGUAGCAACGUUUCUUCAUGCUAGUAACUCUCAAGCCUGCACAUUUUAAUUUAGCUAGUAGUAAAACCAAUAGGUAAUGAAGAAAGCAGCAGCAGUUAAGAUCUGCAGCUCGGUCGCCUCCCACAGACAAAAACAGUACUAGCGUCUUUACCUGAGCACUAAUUUAGGAAAAAAGUUUUACAACAGCGUGUUUUUCAUCAAAAGGAGCCAUUUACUUUGUGUCUGUUGGAGGUUUGAAAUAUAAACUCUAUUAUCGCCAGUUAGUUUAAAAAAAAUAACACAUUUGUUUCACAGCAACAUCAUCCAGAGCAUGCUUAAAAUCAGCAUUUCAAUAUUAGGAAUUAGAGAAUGAAAGUGUUUACUGACAUCUAUAUUUGCUGUGUAACAAGUGUCUCAUACAAAAAGCUUAUAAUAAUUGCAGCUGUAAUACUUUACCUGCAGGUAGCACAGGUGUACAUUGUUGUUGUUUUUGGCCUGUAGUUGGCACAAAUGAGUGAUCUAUAAAGGUCUAAAUUAGCUGUUUUCUAGCCUAAAACGGUUGCUGCAUCAUAAUAAUGACUUUGAAGUAGCUUUAAAACACCUGGAAGAAUAUUUAAAAGUCAAUUUAUUUCUAAGCUGUGGUUUAUUUUCCCCCUUUUUUUAUAUAAACAUGAUUUUCGUUAAGUGUUUUUGUAUUGUCCUAACCAUGUAUAGGAUGCAGUACUAUGUCCUAACUGUAUCUUGUAUCAUGCAAUUGAAAAUAAAUUGAGAUUUCAUGGC
Messenger RNA from Trematomus bernacchii (emerald rockcod), 5045 nucleotides. RefSeq names its product TEF transcription factor, PAR bZIP family member b (gene tefb). The record is from RefSeq and is a predicted model, not a curated record. Gene Ontology annotation, biological process: regulation of transcription by RNA polymerase II. Gene Ontology annotation, molecular function: DNA-binding transcription factor activity, RNA polymerase II-specific; RNA polymerase II cis-regulatory region sequence-specific DNA binding. Gene Ontology annotation, cellular component: nucleus. NCBI's taxonomy places the organism in Eukaryota, Metazoa, Chordata, Actinopteri, Perciformes, Nototheniidae.